AUGGAUUUAACUCAAUCACAAGAACAAGACAAAAUAAUACAAUACUACCUCAACUAAUAAAUUAAAAAGGUGGCUGAUGAAAAGUCAUAACUCACUCUUCAAUAGGAAUAAGAAAGAAAUAAAAUCAAAUUAUAAGUUUGGGAAUUUCUAAAUCAAUAAUAAUAAUCCAUUUAGUAGUCUCGUCUCAAUGCAACACCCUUGAGUCUGAUAUCUAAUAAUUCUGCUUAAUCUGAUCGUUUUGAUUUUCAAAUGGAUAGAUCCAAAAUGAAAUAAUAGAGUUAGAAAUUUGAAUAAUCAAUGCAAUUCUAAAAAGACUACCCUAAUCUCCAAAUCAAUUAUCAUUCCUUUGUCGAUUCCAAAGACUAACAAUACAAACAACUGGAUUUUCUUAUAGCACAAUAUGAGCAGAAAACAAAGAAUUUGCCUAAGAAUUAUUUCAAAAGACAACAACCUGAAAAUAUUUCAAAUUAACUGUAAUAGGAUUAAGAUGACAAUGAUGAACAGUAUAAUCAAGAUUUUGAAUAGGAUGAAGAUAUCUAAGAAGUAAUUGAAGAAGAAUUACAAGAAUCCUAAAUGUAAAUACAAUAAAAGUCUUAAAAGUUUAAUUAAUAAGAUCAUGAGACUGCUUAUAGCAAUUUAAUCAAAUUAAGAAUCGAGAGAUUGGAUACUAGUGUUGCAAAUGCAGACACUUCCAAACUGAAUGAUUUAAGUAAGAUAUCUGAAUCAUUAAGUGAUUUGAAAGUAAGUCCAAAUGAAGUUAAUAAAAUACUUGAAAUUAGUAGAUAAGUAGAUGCUUCCAAAUAAACCACGUUCAAACUUGAUCAAACUCUAUUGCAAACCAAAUCCAACGAAGAACCAUUAAUAGAAUCAUCUCAACAAUCAAUGUCCUCAAAAUUAUUAGAGUUAUCAUAACAAUAAUCAAAAUUCUAUGAAAGAUAGAAAAUAGAUUAUCCUUAGAUGCCUGUACUUGAUUAAGAAUUCUCUUAUAAGUUAGAAGAUCAAUCUCAAGUUGCAAAGUCUUUCUAUCCGAAUAAAGUAGCGGAUUAAGUUUCUAGAUUUGAGUAAUCAAAAAUUUAGUAAUCUAACUUUGAGCAAUCGAAAAUAUAGAGUUAGAAGAGUUAAUUUGAUUAAAUUUAAAAAAGCAAUGCAACCAAUGAAAUUUAAACUAAGUCUAAUCAUUAAGAACAAUCGUUUCGGGUUUAGGAACAGCAGAAGAAUUUAGAUUUUCAAGAAAAAUCCAAUAUAUCAAAUUAGUUGUAAUCUAAAUUUUAAGAUUAAUAUCAAAACUUUUAGUAAUCUCAUCAACCUUCUAAAUAUAGCGAACCUACAAAAAGAAUAUAAUCAUCAGAAUUUGAGAAAUAACAAUAUUAUCAAAAUUAUACAUGCGCUAAUUCUAAUGCAACUAGAUAAUAUUAGCUUACAUCGGCCGUAGAAAAUGAUCAAAAACCUGAAGAGUUUUAGCAAAGUUAAUAAAAUAAUAAUUACCUUGAGGAUGAAGAAGAGGCAUUUUCAGAAGAAGAGGAUCAUAAUAAUAAAUUUUACUAAUUUAGUAUAAAAUUUGAAGAUUAAGAUGAUAAAGAUAAAUAAAAAAAAUUUGAAGCAUUGAAAAAAAAAAAAUUAUAGGAAAUGGAAGAGCUAAAACAACUUAGAUAAUAAAGAAAUAAAGAAUAACAACAACAAGUCGGUUAGAAUAAUAAAAGAGAUCAAUCUCCCCUUAUGCCUAGUGCUUCAUUGAAAAGGAUAUAAUAAUAAUAGCAUUAAUAAUAAUAAUAAUAAUAAUAAUAAUAAUAAUAAUAAUAAUAAUAACAACAAUAACAAUAGCAAUAACAAUAACAAUAAUGGCAAUAGUAAUAAUAACAAUAACAAUAAUGGCAACAGUAAUAAAAUAUACUAUAAUAAUAAUAAAAUUCAUAGAAUCAAUUUUAUUAGCAAUAACAACCAUAACAAAGAAAUUUAUUCCAAGAUAAUUAGCCUUAAUAAAUUUAAAAUUCUCUGCCAUAAUCUAAACGUAAUGCAUCUGCUAAUAGGAAAUCUCCAAUGGCAAGAUAAAAGGAAACAGCACAUUUUUGUUAAGAUAUAGAUAGAUCAAUAUCAGUAGAGAAAACUAAAAAAAAUAAUAAAACUAUUCUAAAAAAUGCUAUAACUUAUGUGUGUUUGGCUGGAGAACCUAACAAAAGGGAGAGAGAAGCAAUUCUCUAAAAAUUAGAUGGAGUUGAAGCCGAACAUUUUAUUAUUUUAUUCAAGACAUAUGGCAGAUCGGACUUUCGAGCUUUGUAUGGCUAUGCUGCAGACUCAUAACCUUAUUUGAUUUUCGGAUAAGGAAAAUGCCCUCAAGUUUUAACCUCUGAAAUGGUAAAAACAUUUUUCAAAUAUGAUUCUGGAGCUAAAUAAUUUAAAGCAAUAGAUGGAAACAAAUAAUUUACUAUUAUGGUUGAUGCUGUUUAAUUAAGAAAAUGA
Paramecium tetraurelia is the source of this 2457-nucleotide messenger RNA. RefSeq lists its product as uncharacterized. Gene Ontology annotation, cellular component: microtubule minus-end. Gene Ontology annotation, biological process: cytoplasmic microtubule organization; negative regulation of microtubule depolymerization. Gene Ontology annotation, molecular function: microtubule minus-end binding; calmodulin binding. The record is from RefSeq and is a predicted model, not a curated record. NCBI's taxonomy places the organism in Eukaryota, Ciliophora, Oligohymenophorea, Peniculida, Parameciidae. The transcript is spliced from 2 exons.